AUGUCUCAACCGUGGCGGCAGCUGUUGGUACCAGGAGGGAAUGUCCAAGACGCUCCCACCGUCCAGAAUCCAUCGUGGUUGACAAUUGUCAAUGCCGUCCAGCUUUUCAUCGCUGUCGCCUCCAACUUUGUUUUGUUCCUCAACAUGGCAAAGAGGAUUCGUUUUAGCAUAGCACAGCCGAUCACGAUAGUUGGAUGGUAUAUUUCAGCUAUUCUACGUAUUGCAAUGGGUGCCACUGCCGCAGGACCGCUCCUCAAAGGGAUCGACUUCCCAAAAAGUGAACUCAUCUGGUCUCAAGCCUUCUGGUAUGGCAUUUGGGCAGCCCUGCUCUACUUUGUCGAUGCUACACUUAUGGCUUUAACCUUUUGGGGCGCUUCAUCCGGUCACUACGGAAAGGAAUUCACAUUGACGUAUAAUCAACGUACUUUGAUGUUACAGACGAUCAUUUUUCUCCUUGAACUCUUAAUAGGAGCUCGUGUCUAUUCUGCCGUGGAAGGCUGGGAGUAUCUGGAUGCUGUUUACUGGGCAGAUGUCACAAUGUUCACAGUCGGCUUUGGUGACUAUGCCCCGAACACUACUCUCGGCAGAGCUCUCCUCAUCCCUUAUGUUAUCUUCGGCAUUAUCAGCCUGGGGUUGGUAAUAGGCUCGAUCAGGAAACUGUUCCUCGAUCGCGGAACACGCCGCUUUGUCAUCAGGACAGAGGAGAAGACUCGGAGAAAGGUGAUUGGAACGAUGCUACGGAGACAACACGAUGAACUGCUUCAACCCAUUUCGACAGAAUCUCAGCCAACUGGAGCGAAAUCAGAUCAACCACUCUCAUCCGAGUUUGAGCGACGCAAAGCAGAGUUUCAUAUAAUGCGCACGAUACAAAAGAAAGCAUUGACCCGGAUGAGAUGGAUGGUGAUGACCACAUCUACGGCAUUAUGGCUCGCACUAUGGCUUAUAGGUGCGGUCAUCUUCAUGAAGGCCGAGGCUCCAUAUCAAGGCUGGACAUAUUUUGACGCGUUCUAUUUUUCCUUUGUGUCCUGGGUAACUAUCGGAUAUGGCGACCUUACGCCGGUCUCUAAUGCUGGAAAAUCAUUCUUCGUGUUUUGGUCCUUGUUGGCCUUGCCCACCAUUACGAUGCUCAUCUCGCAUGCUGGCGACACAGUGGUCAAGGUCAUCCAAUACGGCAGUCUUCGACUGGGGAACAUCACAAUUCUUCCAGGUGAUGAGAGUUUUAUGGGAAAUUUGAAGCACAUAAUCAGUCUAGGCACAUUCGGAUGGAUCUUUUCAGACCAUUGGGAUUCUGCAUCACCGGAACUUGCCUUAUCCAAAUCCUUUUCCAAGCAGAGACUAGAUGACUUCAUGUCCAAAAAUGAGGCUGAGCUUGGUGCCACGGCGGCAGCCUCAUAUUCGGUUGGUCAUCAAAAUGUUUCAAGGAGGCAUCACAAAAGACACGCGAACGCCCCAUCGGAACACAAAUAUGCACGAUUUCGUAAUGCUCACGACGAACUUCCCACAGGAACAAACUUCCACUUUCUCCUCAUCUCGGAGAUACAAGUCAUUGCCAGUCAUCUUAAAGAGUCCCCACCUCACCGGUACACUUUUGAGGAAUGGGCAUGGUAUCUCAAGCUUUUGGGAGAAGACGAACGUGAACCGGGAACACACUGCAAGGUCACCUUGCCGAUCAAGAAGCGCGAAUCUCAAGGCGAGGGCUUGGAUAAGCAGAAGUUGGUGUGGUCAUGGGUUGGUGACCAAAAUCCUCUGCUGAGCCUCCAAAUUGAGAGCGAGUGGAUAUUUGAAAGGCUGACGGAGAGGCUUAGGGAGUCUUUACUGGCGGAGAGAAGAGGGCAACUGUUGAGCGGUGCUGGCGAUGAUUCAGUGGAAUGGCAUAUUAAU
Molecule: messenger RNA, 1881 nt
Organism: Clonostachys solani
Lineage: Eukaryota; Fungi; Ascomycota; Sordariomycetes; Hypocreales; Bionectriaceae
Source: the annotation of a GenBank genome assembly